GGCAGAACAAUGAGACGGCCGCUACUAUGGCUGCUUAUCUCCAUCCUGUCUCUCGGUUCGGCGCACGGACAGGUCAGCUACUCCAUCGCCGAGGAAAGGGCGAAAGGCUCGUUCGUCGGUAACGUGGCGCAGGAUUUGGGUUUAGAUGUGACGAGGCUGAAGGCGGGCAAAGCCCGUAUUUACACGGGCGACGGCGGGGACUACGUUGAGCUGAACAGCGAGAGAGGCGUCCUCCUGCUCAAAGACAAGAUAGACAGAGAGGCUUUGUGCGGACGGACGACGCCGUGCGCGUUACAUUUCCAGAUCAUUUUGGAAAACCCGAUGGAGUUUUUCACCGUCACGGUCGAAGUCACCGAUGUUAACGACAACGCCCCGUUCUUUAAGAAGAGUGACAUGAAAUUCAGGAUCAGCGAGUCAGCAGCCGCCGGGGCGGUGUUCGUCUUAGAGCAGGCCGUAGAUCUGGACGUCGGUGUGAAUGGCCUUCACAGCUAUUCGUUGAAGCCGACCGAUAACUUUGUGUUGAGGUUGCAGAAUCAAGCGGAGGGGAGAAAGAUGGUGGAAAUGGUUCUGCAGAAGCCGUUAGAUAGGGAAAUACAGGACCGCUUGUCGCUGGUGUUGACUGCAGUGGACGGCGGUGAGCCAAGACUGUCCGGCACAGCGCUGAUCAACAUCAGCGUGCUCGAUGUUAAUGACAAUGCUCCCGUGUUUACGCAGAAAACCUACAAGUCGUCUUUAAGAGAAAAUUCACCCGCGGAAACGACGGUCACGUCAGUUAGUGCGUCUGACUUAGAUGAAGGAUCUAAUGGUAAGAUAACGUACUCUAUACUGAACUCACUUGAUGAUUUCUCUGAAUUAUUUGAUAUAAAUGAAGAUAUUGGCGAGGUGAGAUUGAUAGGAAAGACCGACUAUGAGAAAAGACGGCAGUAUCAAAUCCAUAUCCAGGCCAGCGAUGAAGGAGGACUAACUGACUCCUGUAAAAUAAUGGUGGAAAUUGUUGAUAUGAAUGACAACGUACCUGCUAUAAAUGUCAUGUCAAAGUCCAAUGUCAUAUCUGAGGACAUUAAACGUGGGACUGUUGUGACAAUGAUAAACAUCCAGGACCCGGACUCCGGUGAAAAUGGAAAAGUUCAUUGUAUCAUUGACGAAAAUGUCCCAUUUACAAUUACUGCAACAUCCAGUAAUUUCUAUAGUCUGGUGACAGACAGUGAUCUGGACCGAGAGAGAGCCUCCGAGUAUAAUAUCAGUAUAACGUGUUGUGAUGAGGGAGUGCCCUCUCUCUCCAGCAGCGUCACUCUCCACUUACACAUCUCAGAUGUGAAUGACAACGCGCCUGUCUUUGAGAGGAGCUCAUAUGAGGCCUACAUUGUAGAAAACAACACACCGGGUCUCUCCAUAUUCACAGUGAAAGCCACAGACGCUGACUGGAACCAGAACGCCCGUGUCUCUUAUAUACUGGAGGACUCCUCGGUUAACGGAGUGCCCGUCUCCUCCUAUGUGUCCGUUAGUGCUGAUAGUGGAGUCAUCCAUGCAGUUCGCUCUUUUGACUACGAGCACAUCAAGGAUUUCCACUUGUGUGUUAAAGCGCAGGAUGGAGGCUCUCCUCCACUCAGUAGUAACGUGACUGUGAAAAUAAUGAUCCAGGACCAGAACGACAACGCCCCUCAGGUGCUGUACCCAGUCCAGACCAGCAGCUCUGUGGUGGCUGAAAUGGUGCCUCGUUCAGCAGAUGUGGGCUAUCUGGUGACUAAAGUGGUGGCUGUUGAUGUGGACUCUGGACAGAAUGCCUGGCUCUCCUAUAAGCUGCAGAAAGCCACAGACAGGGCGCUGUUUGAAGUGGGCUUACAGAAUGGGGAAAUAAGAACUAUCCGCCAAGUCACUGAUAAAGAUGCUGUGAAACAAAGGCUGACUGUUGUCGUGGAGGACAACGGGCAGCCCUCUCGUUCAGCUACAGUCAAUGUUAACGUGGCGGUGGCGGACAGUUUCCCUGAAGUGCUCUCGGAGUUCACGGACUUUACGCACGACAAGGAGUACAAUGACAACCUGACUUUUUACUUAGUCUUGGCUUUGGCUGUAGUGUCCUUUCUCUUCAUCACCUGCUUAGUGGUCAUCAUAUCAGUGAAGAUAUACAGAUGGAGACAGUCUCGCAUCCUCUAUCAUUCCAGUCUGCCGGUGAUUCCCUAUUAUCCACCACGUUACUCAGACACUUUGGGGACAGGGACUCUCCAGCACGUGUACAAUUACGAGGUGUGCAGGACGACUGACUCCAGAAAGAGUGACUGUAAGUUCGGCAGAGCCGGUAGUCAGAACGUGCUGAUAAUGGAGCCCAGUUGUACAGGGACGAUGCAGCGGACCCAGAAUGAAAAGAACAUCCUGGAUGAGCCAGACUUUGAUUCAGAGGUCAGUGUUUACAAAAACUGUUGGAAGCAGUGGUAA
Lampris incognitus (smalleye Pacific opah) is the source of this 2433-nucleotide messenger RNA. Its product is annotated as protocadherin beta-16-like. Gene Ontology annotation, cellular component: plasma membrane. NCBI's taxonomy places the organism in Eukaryota, Metazoa, Chordata, Actinopteri, Lampriformes, Lampridae. The transcript has a single exon. Bases 10 to 2433 code for a protein of 807 amino acids. Gene Ontology annotation, biological process: homophilic cell-cell adhesion. The record is from RefSeq and is a predicted model, not a curated record. Gene Ontology annotation, molecular function: calcium ion binding.